AUGAAUCGUUCACUGGCUGCAAGCCCACGUAAUGGCUAUCUGGACUCUAUCGCUGAUUCUGCAGGAUUUCCAGGCACCUCCUCACUCGAGUUGGAGGCAAUUGCUGCUGUCCAUGAACUUUCGUAUGCAGUACAGUCGAUGAGUGUUUCGGAAAUAUUACCACGAACACCGGAUUUGAUAUUCGUCAAUGUCACCACUGCAGAAGGUUUGUAUUAC
Molecule: messenger RNA, 216 nt
Organism: Cooperia oncophora
Lineage: Eukaryota; Metazoa; Nematoda; Chromadorea; Rhabditida; Trichostrongylidae
Source: the annotation of a GenBank genome assembly